Molecule: messenger RNA, 1197 nt
Organism: Australozyma saopauloensis
Lineage: Eukaryota; Fungi; Ascomycota; Pichiomycetes; Serinales; Metschnikowiaceae
Gene: ILV5
Product: ketol-acid reductoisomerase
Exons: 1
Coding region: 1-1197 (398 amino acids)
Biological process (GO): L-valine biosynthetic process
Cellular component (GO): mitochondrion
Molecular function (GO): ketol-acid reductoisomerase activity
Source: RefSeq, a predicted model, not a curated record
AUGUCGUUCAGAAACUCCACCCUCCGUUUGGCUCGUCAGGCUUCCUCCACCGUUGCCAAGCAACUUGCUGCCAAGAGAACCCUCGCUGCUUUGGCCACCAAGAUGCCUCAAGCUGCCGUCAGAUCCGCUGCUCCUUUGGCUACCCGUGGUGUCAAGACCAUCAACUUCGGUGGUCACGAGGAGGUUGUCCACGAGCGUGGUGACUGGCCUGUCGAGAAGUUGCAAGAGUACUUCAAGAACGACACCUUGGCCUUGAUUGGUUACGGUUCCCAAGGUUACGGUCAAGGUCUUAACUUGAGAGACAACGGCUUGAACGUCAUCAUCGGUGUCAGAAAGGACGGUGCUUCUUGGAAGGCCGCCAUUGAGGACGGUUGGGUUCCAGGUGAGAACUUGUUCGACGUCAAGGAGGCUAUCGGCAAGGGUACCUACAUCAUGAACUUGUUGUCCGACGCUGCUCAAUCCGAGACCUGGGCCGAGCUCAAGCCUUUGAUCACCGAGGGCAAGACCUUGUACUUCUCCCACGGUUUCUCUCCAGUCUUCAAGAACUUGACCCACGUCGAGACCCCAGAGAACGUUGACGUUAUCUUGGCUGCUCCAAAGGGUUCCGGUAGAACCGUCAGAUCCUUGUUCUUGGAGGGCAGAGGUAUCAACUCUUCUUACGCUGUCUGGAACGACGUUUCCGGUAUGGCUGAGGAGAAGGCCAUUGCCUUGGCUGUUGCCAUCGGUUCUGGUUACGUCUACCAAACCACCUUCGAGAGAGAGGUCAACUCCGACUUGUACGGUGAGAGAGGUUGUUUGAUGGGUGGUAUCCACGGUAUGUUCUUGGCCCAAUACGAGGUCUUGAGAGAGAACGGCCACACCCCAUCUGAGGCUUUCAACGAGACCGUUGAGGAGGCCACCCAGUCCUUGUACCCAUUGAUUGGUAAGUACGGUAUGGACUACAUGUACGAUGCCUGCUCUACCACCGCCAGAAGAGGUGCUUUGGACUGGUACCCAAUCUUCAAGAAGGCCUUGAAGCCUGUUUUCGAGGACUUGUACGAGUCUGUCAAGAACGGUUCCGAGACCCAAAGAUCCUUGGACUUCAACUCUGCUCCAGACUACAGAGCUAGAUUGGAGGAGGAGUUGGAGACCAUCAGAAACAUGGAGAUCUGGAGAGUCGGUAAGGAGGUCAGAAAGUUGCGUCCUGAGAACAACUAA